ACUCGAUUCCUGGAUUCCAAUGAAUCAUUUCCUUGGCGAAUUCAGAACUAAGAAUAAAGUUAUUAAAUUAAUUUGUUGUUUGAAACUAUUCAAAAUUCAUUCAUUUUCUGAUAAAUAACUUUGAAAAAAUUGUUCAACAAUGAAGAUUUUCUUGUGCAUAUUGGUUCUAUCUUUUGCAACCAUGCAAGCGUUAGUGGUUGCUAAACGGGGUGGACACCGAUUCGAUCCGAAUAUGUGCUGCAACGCAGAAAAAUCGGAACCUGACAGUACAGCUCAUGAAGCAAUGAAGAAGCUUUUUGAUGAAUGUAAAAAAGAGCUGGGCUACGACGGGGAAGAAGGCAAGAAACAACCUGGCAAAUGGCAUUGCAUUGCGGAGUGUGUUUCCAAGAAAAUGAACGUUCUCAAUGCCGACGGUACCAUCAAUGAGGCUGAAUUCACCAAUAACGUUAAAAAGAUGGCUACUGCACCAUAUCAACAGGCUGUAGCUGAGGAUGUUGCCAAAAAAUGCAUUGCAGGAGCCAACACUGCUACUGACAACGGUUCUAAAGGCGAUGAUAAAUGCAGUUCCAUUCCAAUGAAACUGAAGCACUGUAUUGGAAAAGAAAUGUUCAAUGCAUGCCCAGCUGAUAAACAAGACACUUCAGACAAAUGUGUAGAAAUGCGUAAAAAAAUCAAUGGCGAGAAACCCAAAGAAGAAUAAAUAAUAUUUAUAAUUCCGAUUUAUUCGCAUUUUGGUACCGAAAUAAUUUUCUGCCGGAAAUUAUUCUAUGAAACCGAUAACAAAAGUAUAAAAGUGUGUUGCAUGUUAAAAAAAUAUGAAAGACAACAAUAAAAUCAAUGGAAUUUA
Messenger RNA from Sitodiplosis mosellana (orange wheat blossom midge), 847 nucleotides. RefSeq lists its product as uncharacterized. NCBI's taxonomy places the organism in Eukaryota, Metazoa, Arthropoda, Insecta, Diptera, Cecidomyiidae. The record is from RefSeq and is a predicted model, not a curated record. The transcript has 3 exons. Bases 140 to 700 code for a protein of 186 amino acids. Gene Ontology annotation, molecular function: odorant binding.